Messenger RNA from Solea senegalensis (Senegalese sole), 3624 nucleotides. RefSeq names its product cylindromatosis (turban tumor syndrome), like (gene cyldl). Gene Ontology annotation, molecular function: cysteine-type deubiquitinase activity; K63-linked deubiquitinase activity. Lineage: Eukaryota; Metazoa; Chordata; Actinopteri; Pleuronectiformes; Soleidae. The transcript has 15 exons. The coding region runs from base 333 to 2636 and encodes 767 amino acids. Gene Ontology annotation, cellular component: cytosol. Gene Ontology annotation, biological process: protein K63-linked deubiquitination. The record is from RefSeq and is a predicted model, not a curated record.
GGGUUCACAUUGCCUUCUUCGCUAAGUGUCGUAGGCUAGACUGUCAAGAGAUUUGGGAAACAAGCGAGACGUUUUCUUGAAAACAUUGAUAUUAAACACUACAGGAGAUCGUCGUGAGUUUGUUCUGCAGACUUUUGUUAAGUCUAACUUCACACCUGCACAGUGUGAAAUGUCAAGUGACACAUUUAUGGUGAAAUGAAACGAGAAGAGAAGUGAAAGUGAAACGUGGAAAGAGCUGGACGUAAAUCAACAGAGGAAAUCGCGGACGACUUGGAGGGGAAACCUUUAAAGUUGCUCAACAGCUCCCCACGACUUCCACUGUCGUCGUGACCAUGACGUCAACAGAACAUGUCUACUUCAUCUUAACUAAACGCCCUGAAGCUCCUGGACACCUCAAAGCUGGUAGCAUAUGUUACGCCCCUGAAAUCAAGUACAAGAGACGUGUGCAUUCCAACAAGGUAAAUGUUACCCCUUUUGACUCGCAAACAAACUUAGAUUAUGCAAUAGAUUUAGACUACAUGACGGAGCUGAGUGCGGAGCACACCGAGCUGCUGCUGGCCCUGCCGGAUGACAAAGAACGAUUGCAGUGGUUCCAAGAAAAAUCUGCUCUCCAAACUGCAGUAGGACUCUCUGAGGGCAAUGCAAUUAUUGUGCUGGAAGGAGAAGAUGAAAUGAAGGGCAUCAUCCGCUACGUCGGAACUGUGUCGGGACCAAAAUAUAAACGUCCUUUAGCAGGAAAGUUCUUUGGGAUUGAACUCCAGGGAGCAGACAAGGGGAAGGGGACGUGCAACGGGAGAUAUCUGUACAAAGAUUACUUCUCCUGUGAAAAAAAAUGUGCCGUUUUUGUUCCAUUCUCCAAAGUCAGACCUUUGGUUCCCAUUUCCUUGACUCCCACUGCUCCAGAGCCGCCGCCACAGCAACAACCAGAGGCGUUACUGCCGGGGGACAGAGUCACUUACUUCAUCGAAGAUAAAUUAGGCCAUGGAAUGGUGGUGGAUGUGCUGAAAGAGGACGGAGAGCGUUUUGUUCGGAUCUCAACGGACAUGGAUGAGAACGGGAAGAUGGGAGGUGAACUGAAGAUUCUACUACACUGUGUGGUGAAGGGAGAGGUGUCUGCAGCGGAGCCAGAGAAGAUGGACAUCGAUACGCCGCCGACAAAAUCAAAAGCUUCUGAUCCGGACACGCUGCUGAGUGUAAACUCUUUGGUGGAGGUGAAGUUGGCUCUCAGGAGGUCGUAUGGAAUCAUUCGCUGGAUCGGCAAUCUGCCUGAUAAAGAGCAAACCAUGGCUGGACUCGAGCUGGAUGAAGACAUGGGCGUGAGCGACGGCACCUUCAAGGGUGAACGCUACUUCUGUUGUCCUCCAAAACGAGGUCUGUUUUUGAAGCUGAGCUCCUGCCGUCCCGACUCACGUUUUCAGAGCUUAUCGGCCAAUCACAGUGAGAAGAUGCCUCAACUGGAAGACACAGAGGUAGCGAUGGGGCACAGCACAGGGAGACUGGAAACGGUUCCACCCAUCAGCACAGAGCAGGUGAGCCGCAUCCUGACCGGACGAAUGAAGGGGAUCCAAGGACACUGCAACUCCUGCUACAUGGACGCCGCCCUCUUUAGUUUGUUCUCCUGCUCCUCUGUGCUCGACUCCAUGCUGUAUAAAUCAACGGAACCUCAAGACGCCCCGAUUCAGCGAACGCUGCUCUGCGACAUUGUCAACCCCCUUCGCAGUAAGGGUUUUGUGGACGGCAGGUACGUGAUGAAGCUCCGACAGCAGCUGGAGAAACACGGCUACAGUCAUUCCUUCACCACGGACGAGAAAGACCCAGAGGAGUUCCUCAUUGUCAUCAUGCACCACAUUCUCUCCCUGGACCCUCUACUCAAACUCUCCGCCGGUGGUAAAGUGCAGGAAAGCUACUGCUAUCAGAUCUUCCUGGACCAGAACCACAGCCUGGUGCUGCCGACGGUGCAGCAGCUGCUCGAACACUCGUUCCACAGCGGACGACUGAAACUGGCAGAGGUUCCCUCGUGCCUCAUCCUCCAGAUGCCUCGCUUUGGAAAGAAGUUCAAGAUGUUUGACAAAAUCAUUCCGUCUCUGGAGCUGGACGUCACCGACCUCCUCUCUGAUGGUCCGCAGCAGUGCAUAAUAUGUGGAAACAUGGCCGCCGAGCAGUGCAACGACUGUUUUAAAGACCCUGUUUUCAGCUGCACGGGAUUCAAGGUCUUCUGUCGCAUGUGCUCCACUCAGGUGCACUCCCAUCAGCAGCGGCGAUCCCAUCGUCCGGCUGCUCUGGACGUCCCAAAAGAAUACGUGGGUCACCACUCGCCGCACACCCUGACCAGAGACAAACUGGAGCUGUUUGCCGUGCUGUGCAUCGAGACCAGCCACUACGUGUCCUUCAUCAAAUACGGACCAAGCCCCGAGGACUGGCUCUUCUUUGACAGCAUGGCGGACAGAGAGGGAGGAACAGAUGGCUUCAACAUCCCCGAGGUGUGCGUCUGCCCCGAGGUCGGCACGUACCUGGAAAUGCCUCCCGCCGAGCUGGCCAGUCAGGCGCCACGGGACAUGAAGGGUGUGGCCAAGCGCCUCUUCUGCGACGCCUACAUGUACCUGUAUCAGAGCACCAGCAUGUGCCUUUACCGCUGAGGUCGUUCAUGAGACGGCGUAAGAAUACAGAGCUGCCUUUUAGCUGCCGGUGUCAUUUCCUUGGGUUGAUUCUUGUACGGUCUGAUUUGGUUUAAUAGGUAAUUUAAUUUAUAUGAUGACACUGUUGUGUUGUGUGUUUCUCUGCAGUGUAGCUGGAGGUAAAUGUAACAACCGACGAUGAAAUUUGCACUAUGAAGACGAGGAAAUUGAACCAUAAUCACAGACAGUGCGCCGCCUCGUUGCGAAUAUCACUUUCUAUUGACAGUUUUUAUUUGGAGUUUGUACAUAAUUGCCGACAAAUGGCGGCUAUUAGCUUCUUUCAAAUGCCACUACUGUGAAUUACACAUGUGCAGUAGUGUGUAUUUGUCAUAAUUAUUGCUCAAUGAAGUCAGUGUCGCACUUUAUUUUGACUUGUUUUCAGGACAGACUACUUCAAUGAUCCCCCAGACAAAUUUUGCCCCGUCCUUUUAGUUAACAUUUGUGUGAAUACAUUAAGUUUCAUAAAAUUUUAUUAGGUAUUUACAGGUUAUGGCUGUAAAUGAGUUACUGGAAAUAUGCACAAAUCUUUAAAACGUGGGUGGUCCUACACAAGGUUUGGGACACACUGGUCUCGUUCAUACUGCACUGUAUCAGUAUAUAUAAAAAAAAAAAAAAGCGAAAGAAGAAUCUCUUUAACGUUGAGUAUUUUAUAUUUGAUUUUUGCUCAGGAAACGUACAACACGGUGAAUUGUAUGAUGACGUAAACACGGACGACGCGACGCACCCUGAGCUCUUGUGUGUGCGGGUGCAUUUCUGUGCUUGUUUGAAGGGAAACGAAACAAAAAUAGAUGUAUGUAUAUUUUUCACAAUACUGUGCAAAGCGACGGGCGAACCCACUUAUUUCCAAAUACUUUACUUCCUCAUUAAAGGGUCGUUUAGGGCGGGGACACGAGCUGUCAAUCUGUCAAGUCCGAAAUGAAUAAAUGAAUAAAAUGAUUUUUUAAUCUUU